Molecule: messenger RNA, 6000 nt
Organism: Oncorhynchus keta (chum salmon)
Lineage: Eukaryota; Metazoa; Chordata; Actinopteri; Salmoniformes; Salmonidae
Product: serine/threonine-protein kinase DCLK1-like
Exons: 16
Coding region: 266-2593 (775 amino acids)
Biological process (GO): intracellular signal transduction; protein phosphorylation
Molecular function (GO): protein kinase activity; ATP binding
Source: RefSeq, a predicted model, not a curated record
GCGUGAUAGCGAGGUGAGAUGCUUGGUGCUUCCCUUGGAAGACCUGCAUGUCAAAUGGAAAUCACUGCUAGAGACAGAAACCAGCUGCAGCUCGUGCUGCUCACACUUGCUCAAUCAAAGAGCAACAAAGGGGCGGAUGCUUAUUCUGCCGCUCAGGCGGGCAAUCAUACUACACAUAUCAGCACUGACACAGCCUAUUGGAAAGCUGAUAUAUGCAAUUGCUAAACACUGACACGGUUGACUGCAUCCGACUUCAAUUAAAGUCAUGGAGCUGGAGCACUUUGACGAGCGGGAGAAAGCCCAGAGAAACACUCGCAUAGGCUCCAGGAACAACGGGCUGCAGAGCCCCACUCGCAGCGCCCACUGUAGUCUGUACAGGACCCGGACACUGCAGUCUCUAGCCUCGGAGAAGAAGGCCAAAAAGGUCCGCUUUUAUCGCAAUGGAGACCGCUACUUCAAAGGGAUUGUCUACGCUAUUUCCCAGGACAGGUUCCGGUCUAUAGAAGCCCUUUUGGCUGAUCUGACCCGCUCCCUGUCAGAUAAUGUGAAUAUGCCCCAGGGGGUCCGGACCAUCUACUCUAUCGACGGGACCAAGAGAAUAUCCAGCAUGGAGCAGCUGGAGGAAGGAGAGAGCUAUGUGUGUGGCUCCAUAGAGUCAUACAAGAAGCUGGACUACACUAAGAAUGUCAACCCCAGCUGGUCAGUUGGGGUGAAGACAGCUGUGGCUGCCUCUGCACGUGGCCCCCCAUCCCUGGGCAGUGCCAAGGCUGGGGCCCCGGAGACCAGGGAGAAUAAGGACUUCAUUCGGCCCAAACUGGUCACCAUCAUCCGCAGUGGGGUGAAGCCUCGUAAGGCCAUCCGCAUCCUCCUCAACAAGAAGACUGCCCACUCCUUUGAACAGGUUCUCUCUGACAUUACAGACGCCAUCAAGCUGGACUCUGGGGUUGUCAAGAGACUGUACACCGUGGACGGGAAGCUGGUGACAUGCCUUCAGGACUUCUUUGGUGACGACGACAUCUUUAUGGCCUGUGGUCCAGAGAAGUUUCGCUACCAAGAUGACUUCCUCUUAGAUGAGAGUGAGUGUAGGGUGGUGAAGUCGACGUCAUAUGGUCGGAUCUCCUCUCUGCUAGGACGCUACUCACCCAGAGGAGGAGGCUCACCCAGAGGAGGAGGCUCACGCCGAAGCUCAGGCUCAGCCAAUGGGACGGUAGGCAGUCAGCUGUCGACUCCUCGAUCUGGGAAGUCCCCCAGUCCCUCUCCUACCAGUCCUGCCAGCCUCCGACGACACAGGGGGUCCCAACACAUUGGCUCAUCCCUAUCUCUAGCCUCCACCAAGGUGUGUAUCUCCAUGGAUGAGGGAGACGGAGCAGGAAGUGAAGCGGAGCUGAACCUGCUGAGUGAUGAAUGUCCCUCCGUCCCUCCGUCCAUCGCUGAGAGGUACAAGGUGGGGAGGACUUUAGGUGACGGUACCUUUGCUGUUGUCAGAGAGUGUGUGGAGAGAUGUACAGGCAAAGAAUACGCCCUGAAGAUCAUCAACAAAGUCAAAUGUAGGGGAAAGGAACACAUGAUCCAGAACGAGGUGUCCAUCCUCCGUCGUGUCAAACAUCCCAACAUUGUCCUGCUGAUCGAGGAAAUGGACACCGACAGCGAGCUUUACCUGGUCAUGGAGCUGGUCAAGGGGGGUGACCUAUUUGAUUCCAUCACCUCCUCGAAUAAAUACACAGAGAGAGAUGCAAGUGGGAUGAUUUAUAACCUGGCCAGUGCCAUAAAGUACCUGCACAGCCUCAACAUCGUACACAGAGACAUCAAACCUGAGAACCUGCUGGUGUAUGAGCAUCAGGAUGGUAGCAAGUCUCUGAAGCUGGGAGACUUUGGCUUGGCUAGCCUGGUGGAUGGACUCCUCUACCUGGUCUGUGGCACCCCCACCUAUGUAGCACCUGAGAUCAUCGCUGAGACAGGGUACGGGCUGAAGGUUGAUAUCUGGGCAGCUGGAGUAAUCACAUACAUUCUGCUGUGUGGCUUCCCUCCCUUCAGUGGGAGCAGUGAGGACCAGGAGAUUCUGUUGGACCAGAUUCUAACGGGACAACUAGACUUCCCUUCACCGUCCUGGGACAACAUGUCUGUCACUGCUAAGGAGCUGAUCACAGGGAUGCUGCAGGUGAAGGUGGAACAGAGAUACACAGCUCUGCAGGUUCUGGAUCACCCCUGGAUCAAUGAUGAUGGGCGAUUAGUGAACGACCAGCAGCUCUCUGUGGCUGGGAACAUUAAGAAACACUUCAACACGGGUCCUAAAGCCUGCAGCACCACUGCUGGAGUGUCUGUUAUCACAACCACCCCUCUUGAUAAGGAGCGGCAGGUUUUCAGACUAAGACACCAUCAGGGUGUGAGGUUAAAGCCCCGCCCCCACCUCCAGCCCCAUCCCCAACCAACUGGCUUCCCCACUAACGCCAGUCAAAGCUCCACCCACAGAUCCAACAACCCUGCCCUUUCUCCCGCUGAUUUCACUUCAGAGUCAGAAGAUUACUCUCCCAGCCCCUCCCCCACCUCCCCUAGCUCUGCUGACACCGUCCGCUCCCCCACCUCGCCCUUCUAGACUUCGAGACCCCGAAGGAAGAGAGAGGGGAGAAAGGAGAGAAAGGAAAGAGAACGAGGAAGGACAGGGGGCACGUAUCCCUGUACUAACACUAGCCCAUGUCCCUGUAUUCACGACGACAGUCUGUCAAGAUGCCUGCCAAUUACUUAAACAUUGAUUUGCCAUUCCGGCUACAUUGUCAGUUAACCCUAAGAUUCACUGGGGUCAGAGCCAUUCACAGAAAUCAGUUAGGGUGGGGUUAGGGUUAAAGGUUAGAGGUUAGGGUCAAGGUUAAAGGUGUAUUCUGGAUGGGUUCUGCGCUGGCCCUGAGAGAUUACUAAGGCAGAGAAUCUGUAUCUGCUUAUCUUUUCUGAGACACCACACAGACAUACAGUAGUUAAGCCUUUUUUCAGGAAACACUGACUCGUCCGCUGAAGUCUCCUGGUGUUGGGAGAUGAGUACUGCAGGGCAACCAAGCUGCUAACACAUCAACUAUGUAAACCUACAGAUCAAAAUCUUCCAUUUAACUUGACGGGACCUCAUACGCCCUGAAUAGGGCAACUUAAGUAUUUCUGUGAUUAAACAUACAUUUUGAAAAAUACUAAUGAUAACAAUAAUGACUUUGGGUCCUUGAAAAGCACUAUACAAAUUCAAAAACAUUUAUUAUUCAUUUUGAAAAUGUUUGCAUCCAGUCAGUUAUCUAUUUCAGUGAAGUGAUAUAGCAUCCCAUUCAUUACAACUUGUUCAGAAAAACACUUCCAAGUGAAAAGAUGUAAUCUAAGAGUCUGAACAUUCAAUAAGACAUGCUGUAUGACACCUGUCAUGUAAAGAUAUCAUGUAUUUAUACUGAACAAGAAAUAUAAACGCCACAUGUAAAGUGUUGGUCCCAUGUUUACAUGAGCUGAAAUAAAAGAUCACAGAAAUGCAUAAAAAGCUUAUUUCUCUAAAAUGUUAUUGCCAAAUUUGUUUACAUCCCUGUUAGUGAGCAUUUCUCCUUUGGCAAUAUAAUCCAUCCACCUGACAGAUGUGGCAUAUCAAGAAGCUGAUUAAACAGCGUGAUCAUUACACAGGUGCACCUUGUGCCGGGGACAAUAAAAGGCCACUCCUAAAUGUGCAGUUUUGCCACACAACACAAUGCUACAGAUGGCUCAAGUUGAUGGAGCGUGCAAUUGGCAUGCUGACUGCAGAAAUGUCCACCAGAGCUGUUGUCAGAUAAUUGUAUGUUCAUUUCUCUACAAUAAGAUGCCUCCAAUGUCCUUUUAGAGAAUUUGGCAGUACGUCCAACCGGCCAGCCCAGGACCUCCACAUACAGCUUCUUCACCUGCGGGAUUGUCUGAGACCAUCUGAUGAAACCGAGGAGUAUUUCUGUCUGUAAUAGAGCCCUUUUGUGGGGAAAAACUCAUUCUGAUUGGCUGGGCCUUGCUCCCCAGUGGGUGGGCCUAUGCCCUCCCAGGCCCACACAUGGCUGCGUCCCUGCCCAGUCAUCUAUCUAACUAUCUAGCGUGAAGCUAUUCUCCAGUUCUUGGUGCUGCUGGAGAUAUAAUAUAUUACACACUUUACAGAGGACCAGAGAGGGGAGCUGGAAGCUAUCCGGGCAUUCUGCUAUACCAUACGGAUUGGUUGAUGGAAUAUACACUGCUCAAAAAAAUAAAAGGAACACUUAAACAACACAAUGUAACUCCAAGUCAAUCACACUUCUGUGAAAUCAAACUGUCCACUUAGGAAGCAACACUGAUCGACAAUAAAUUUCACAUGCUGUUGUGCAAAUGGAAUAGACAACAGAUGGAAAUUAUAGGCAAUUAGCAAGACACCCCCAGUAAAGGAGUGGUUCUGCAGGUGAUAACCACAGACCACUUCUCAGUUCCUAUGCUUCCUGGCUGAUGUUUUGGUCACUUUUGAAUGCUGCUUUCACUCUAGUGGUAGCAUGAGACGGACAUCAAUCCGAGCUGUGGCAAGAAGGUUUGCUGUGUCUGUCAGCUUAGUGUCCAGAGCAUGGAGGCGCUACCAGGAGACAGGCCAGUACAUCAGGAGACGUGGAGGAGGCCGUAGGAGGCCUUCAGCAGUCCACAAAUGUGCAUGUGUCUGCUCAAACGGUCAGAAACAGACUCCAUGAGGGUGGUAUGAGGGCCCGACGUCCACAGGUGGGGGUUGUGCUUACAGCCCAACACCGUGCAGGACGUUUGGCAUUUGCCAGAGAACACCAAGAUUGGCAAAUUCGCCACUGGCGCCCUGUGCUCUUCACAGAUGAAAGCAGGUUCACACUGAGCACAUGUGACAGAUGUGACAGUCUGGAGACGCCAUGGAGAACGUUCGGCUGCCUGCAAAAUCCUCCAGCAUGACCGGUUUGGCGGUGGGUCAGUCAUGGUGUGGGGUGGCAUUUCUUUGGGGUCCGCACAGCCCUCCAUGUGCUCGCCAGAGGUAGCCUGACUGCCAUUAGGUACCGAGAUGAGAUCCUCAGACCCCUUGUGAGACCAUAUGCUGGUGCUGUUGGCCCUGGGUUCCUUCUAAUGCAAGAGAUUGUGGCUGGAGUGUGUCAGCAGUUCCUGCAAGAGGAAGGCAUUGAUGCUAUGGACUGGCCCGCCCGUUCCCCAGACCUGAAUCCAAUUGAGCACAUCUGGGACAUCAUGUCUCGCUCCAUCCACCAACGCCACGUUGCACCACAGACUGUCCAGGAGUUGGCGGAUGCUUUAGUCCAGGUCUGGGAGGAGAUCCCUCAGGAGACCAUCCACCACCUCAUCAGGAGCAUGCCCAGGCGUUGUAGGGAGGUCAUACAGGCACGUGGAGGCCACACACACUACUGAGCCUCAUUUUGGCUUGUUUUAAGGACAUUACAUCAAAGUUGGAUCAGCCUGUAGUGUGGUUUUUCACUUUAAUUUUGAGUGUGACUUCAAAUCUAGACCUCCAUGGGUUGAUAAAUUUGAUUUCCAUUGAUAAUUUUUGCGUGAUUUUGUAAAUAUUUCUUUAUUUUCCAUAUUUACACAUCGUUAUAACACUGUAUAUAGACAUAAUAUUACAUUUGAAAUGUCUUUAUUAUUUUGGAACUUCUGUGAGUGUAAUGUUUACUGUUUAAUUCGUUAUUUCACUUUUGUUUAUUAUCUACUUCACUUGCUUUGGCAAUGUUAACGUAUGUUUCCCAUGCCAAUAAAGCCUUUAAAUUGAAUUUAAUUGAAAUUGAGAAGCACAGUAAGUUGGCAGGUCUAGACAGAGACACAGUGAGUUGACAGGUCUAGACAGAGACACAAUGAGUUGACAGGUCUAGAGAGAUAAGGAAAGUGAGUUGACAGGUCUAGAGAGAUAAGGACAGUGAGUUGACAGGUCUAGAGAGAGAAGGACAGUGAGUUGACAGGUCUAGAGAGAGAAGGACAGUGAGUUGACAGGUCUAGAGAGAUAAGGACAGUGAGUUGACAGGUCUAGAGAGAGAAGGACAG